CACGAACUGUGAUCGCACAUAAAAACACGGAACGUCCACCCAUUGUAAUCGUUAAGAACCAUGUCCACGAUCAACUCUGAGACCGGCGAAGUCGUCCAAGGACGCUCGCCACGCUUCACCAUGUGGGUCGUCUUUCUCAUCUUCGCAACCAUCUCGUUGGGAUCUUCCGUCGAAGUGAAAAAUGGAUCUAGUGAUCCCAAUAAGGCUUCGAAAUGGGCCAUUGCCUGUUCGUCCGUUACGUUUGCCGUCACGUUGCUUGUAACGAUUGCUCAUGUGUUGCCUGUCGCCAGUACGCUUAUCGUCGGCACCAAACUAGAAGGAAUUAUCUCGCUUAUUAUGGCAGCUUUCUGGGCGGCAACUGUUGCAAUCGUCACCAACGCGAGCAACGGACUCGGCGUCGAAUCGCAGACCAACACGGUUUUGAACGGCAAUCUCUACUACGCGAGCUGGGGAGGAUUCAUUACAUCAAUUGUGUUGUUGGUGAACUAUCUCAAGGAAAUCUUCGGCGUGGAUGUGGUCGGUCAAGUCCGCAAUCGCUCCGCGCGUCUCAGCUUGUGGGCCGGCCUCUUGGCGUCCGCUUUCAUUGUCUUGGGAUCCAGUGUACGUGUGUUCAACGGAGAUUGCGAUGGCAGCUCGGCAAGUUCGCAAGAGUACUGCAAGCGAACCAAGUUCGCCAUUGCCAACGGGACUAUCCUCUGCUUUUUUUCGAUUGCGAUUGUCGGUAUGAAGCUCAUGACGUCUUCGGCACCCUUUGUGGUAGAAUUUGUGACUUCUAUUUUCCUCGCUGUACUCAGUGCCUUUGGCGUCGCUUACGUCACGUCGGCAAAAGGUCCUGGAAGUCAGAUUGGCAAUCUUUACUACGCCUCCUGGAUUUGCUUCAUGAGCUCAGCCUUCCUGGCCGCCGAAACUUUCAAUGAAUACUCGUCUGCUGGAGCCGCCGGGGGUUCCAGUAACCACAACAUGUCCAACGGCGACGACAAGCACGACGGGGACAUUCAGGUAGAAGAGCUGGGCGACGAGCGCAUCUAGAGGCGCAGUCCAUCUACAAACAUAGGUAGAAUAUAUGUUCCGUUUAAAAUCUCGUUGCAAG
This is a messenger RNA of Phaeodactylum tricornutum CCAP 1055/1, 1090 nucleotides long. RefSeq lists its product with no specific name. Lineage: Eukaryota; Bacillariophyta; Bacillariophyceae; Surirellales; Neidiaceae. The transcript has 2 exons. The coding region runs from base 61 to 1029 and encodes 322 amino acids. The record is from RefSeq and is a predicted model, not a curated record.